Dibothriocephalus latus is the source of this 381-nucleotide messenger RNA. NCBI's taxonomy places the organism in Eukaryota, Metazoa, Platyhelminthes, Cestoda, Diphyllobothriidea, Diphyllobothriidae. The record is from the annotation of a GenBank genome assembly.
AUGACAACCGAUGCCACUAAUAGAUCGGAAGGACUAAUACGAGUCGCCAGGGUUGGCCAACUUCCUGAAUCUACUCUAAUGCAUAACCAAUGGGGCGAUCUACCAAUCAGUGAGGAGGCCUCGAAUGCCGGGGGCUACACGCCUUCACGUUGUGAGCCAAUCACCGUGCCCCUGUGCAAAGGUGUCUUUUACGAAUAUACGCAAAUGCCCAACAUGUUCAACCACGAAACUCAGGAGGAAGCCGGUCUUGAGGUAAAUUGCAGUCCUCAUGUCCCUCACUGUCUUUUAUCUUCUCACUCUUUCUCUUCAUUUUUGCUAAUUAUUGUCCUCCUUUCCGAAGCCCUGAUGCCCGCCUUCCCCUAUAUAUUCCUCCCAAAUUAG